AUGUUCUCUGAACUCGCCCCAAAGUCACUCGUUACGCAUCACGUCUAUUGCCCCGUGUCUCCGGAAGGAAUACGUUUCGCUCUUAAGUCUUUUCCAGAUGAUCUGGCAGACAGUCUCCUGGGUAUUCUACAACACAAUCUUCCACCGACCGAACGCAGUGGCUGUUCCUCCUCUUUCUGCCUCACGUCAGGAAAAUUGGCAGUUCUGCAGCGUCUUCUUGUCUCAAUUUCCCAAAUUCCCUCCGAUCCCCCCUCUCUGGGUGGCAGCCAUCGUCUUGUUCUCGUCUCCAAUUUCACACAAACGUUGGAUCUCCUGGAACCAAUUUGUCGUACCUUAACGAAGUCGCCUUGCCUACGCAUCGACGGAAAGACACCCACGAAGCGGAGGAUUGAGAUCGUAGAUCGGUUCAACUCGCCUACGUGUGUUGAAAGGGUCCUUUUGCUCAGCUCCAAGGCCGGUGGAACCGGGCUCAACUUGAUUGGUGCCAACUUUUUGGUGCUCUUUGAUAUUGACUGGAAUCCAGCUACUGAUGCUCAGGCUUUAGCCCGCGUCUGGCGCGAAGGUCAGAAACGUCGAGUCAACUUGAUUCGCCUAAUCACAGCUGGCAGUCUGGAGGAGCGCAUUUUGCAGCGUCAAAUUGCCAAGUCCUCAUUGGUCACCACUGCUAUGUCUUCUCUGUCCUCAACCGCGCCGAAUUCUCUCAGCCUCUGUGAGUUGAAGGAGCUCUUCCAAUCACCGCCCAGUGAUUCCGACUGUUGGACGCACGACCUCCUAGACUGUCAUUGUCAGAGUAUUUCCAACGAUGACGUCUGUAGCCCCCAACAGAUGUCUUCCUUGUGUGAUGAGGACGAUAUGCGAGCCUUUCAACUCGGCGGAUCGGGACAACGAACCAAAGCGCAGGAAGAGAUGGCGUCUGCGAGCAAAGGGCUCGGACAGAUCAAAGCAUGGAGACACUUCCUUAGCCCCGAAGCUGUUGCUGAGGCGGUGCCCAUGAUGGCAACAUCGAGCAAAUCAAAACCUAAGGGCAGGAGAUUUCACACCGCUAACUCUUCUACAUCCUCCAAAUUUAUAUACACGGGCCUUCUACUCGGUUCAACCCGGGAAAUGGGACUGUUGGCAAGCGCAGAAAAGGAAAUACUCUCCAGUCUGGCCACUUUUGACUCUCGAUUGGCCGUGGCACAUAGGGUCGUUGCAGAAGGCGAGAAUACGGUUAAGACCGGUACUAAGAAUUCGUCGCGAUUUGGAGAAGCCUGCAAUCACUGA
Molecule: messenger RNA, 1263 nt
Organism: Echinococcus granulosus
Lineage: Eukaryota; Metazoa; Platyhelminthes; Cestoda; Cyclophyllidea; Taeniidae
Product: DNA repair and recombination protein RAD54B
Exons: 8
Coding region: 1-1263 (420 amino acids)
Biological process (GO): double-strand break repair via homologous recombination; reciprocal meiotic recombination
Cellular component (GO): nucleus
Molecular function (GO): DNA translocase activity
Source: RefSeq, a predicted model, not a curated record